Messenger RNA from Bradysia coprophila, 641 nucleotides. RefSeq lists its product as uncharacterized. NCBI's taxonomy places the organism in Eukaryota, Metazoa, Arthropoda, Insecta, Diptera, Sciaridae. The record is from RefSeq and is a predicted model, not a curated record.
AUCUUUAGCAAUGAAUACCGUGCUCGGUUUAAUUUUGACUGUGCUUUUUUUCGAGGCCAAAGCUAUAUCGGUUGAAACUUAUGCAGAUUUGGGAUGUAUAAACGGCGGAACCCAAUUAAAACAUUUGGCCUAUGUAAGAAUCGUACCUCGAUCGAAAAAUCAAGACGUUUCUUGUAGUACCGUUAUCGUUAACGGAUUCACUGACACGUAUACAUUCUACUAUUAUGAUGAUCCGUACGUUCCUGGUGAAUCAUGCAGUAACAUUAAAAGUGUUAAUGCUUCAGUUACCUUUGGCACAGUUUUGAAUACCAGAGAGCUUGGCUCAACGAUUGGAGUUGAUGUUAAUGGAACAUUUACUUCAGGACCUUAUACUGGCCUUCCUGUUGUCACUACUCUAACUUACCUAACUUUGAAUUUGGAUCAAUGUAACAGUGAAGUUGGAAUGGAAUUACUUACUGGAAAUAUUGUUAUUGCCAUUGUUGGUGGUCCCACUUGCAAUGGUGUUGCUGUUAAAAAAUAUUGUCCUGGAAUUAAGUACGGCGAUGAACAGAAUGUAAGUGUUCAAUUGCCAGUGGUUGGUGAAUUACUGCCAAAAAUCACACUACCGAUAUUUGGUUAGCGAAGUGAGUGAAAAUAUCAGA